AACGAAAUCUACAUCGCACUCGGAAGCACACGCACAUACUCCUCGAGCCAUGACGAUCGCGCGGUACUAUUCUGCUGGUGCACUGUCGGCCGCGAAAACGAACGUGCUGCUAGAAUCGCUGAAAGCGAUUAACCCACGUGUGCGAUCGUUACAGACGGAGAAAUGUUUCUACGUGCAAAACAAUCGCUACAAGCAGCUACCGGCAGAUGUCGAUGCCAAGCUGCACUGGAUACUGAAGGAAUCGGACACCGUCGAUCAGCUGUCUGCCAAGGCUGGGCUGACGGCCGGUCCUAGUCAGGUGUUGAUUGAGAUCGGACCACGUUUCAAUUUCUCUACCGCCAGCAGUACGAAUAGUGUUGGUAUCUGCCACAACUUGGGGCUAGAUUUUAUCGAGCGCAUUGAAGUAUCGACCCGCUAUCUGGUCGGAUUGGAUGGACCGGUUGGAAAGGAAGAGGCAGCAAUUGUUUCGUCCCUACUGCCAACACUUCACGAUCCAAUGACGCAAUGUCAGUACACGGAGCACAACAUUCCCACCAACGAUUUCUACGAGACUGUGUCGCGAUCGAAGGAAGAUUGGUAUUUUGUUCCGCUACUUGAGCAGGGUCGUCGUGCGCUGGAAGAAAUUAAUGUGAAGAAUGGACUCGCAUUCGAUGAGUGGGAUCUCGAGUACUACACCAACCUGUUCGUAAAGGUGCUCAAGCGUAACCCAACAAACGUGGAGCUUUUCGACUGCGCGCAGUGUAACAGCGAACAUUCGCGGCAUUGGUUCUUUAAGGGAAAAAUUUCGGUUGACGGAAAGCAGAAAAAACAGUCGCUGAUUGAGAUGAUAUGCGAUACGCAGCGCCACACGAAUCCGAACAACACAGUCAAAUUUAGCGACAACAGUAGCGCUAUCAAGGGCUAUCAACAUACGGCCCUGCGCGCUUCCUGUUUCGAUGGUCCUGGCAAGUUUGUGCAGCGUUCGGUACAGUCGGAUUUGAUCUUUACGGCCGAAACGCACAACAUGCCAACGGCGGUGUCACCGUUCAGUGGGGCAACUACCGGUACUGGUGGUCGGUUGCGCGAUGUGCAGAGUAUUGGCCGUGGUGGUUUGCCGAUAGCUGGCACGGCAGGUUACUGCGUCGGUAUGCUAAACAUACCGGGCCAGAAGCUACCGUACGAGAGUGAGCAGGACUAUCCGGGAUCUUUCGCUCGCCCGCUGAAGGUGCUGAUUGAGGCGAGCGACGGUGCGUCGGAUUAUGGUAACAAAUUCGGCGAGCCAGUUAUUUGUGGGUUUGCGAUUUCGUUUGGUACGGUGCAGGCGGACGGGCGGCGGAAGGAGUACGUGAAACCGAUCAUGUUUAGUGGCGGUGUCGGCACGAUGGAUUCUGGUCUGGUAGAUAAGCAGGAUCCCAAGAAGGGUAUGCUGCUGGCAAAGAUCGGUGGACCGGUAUACCGUAUCGGGGUAGGUGGUGGUGCGGCCAGCUCUGUCGAGGUGCAAGGUGACAGCACAAAUACUGAUCUCGACUUCAAUGCUGUGCAACGAGGUGAUGCUGAGAUGGAAAACAAGCUGAAUCGUGUGGUCCGUGCCUGUAUAGAGAUGGGCGAUCAAAACCCCAUCCUCGCUAUUCACGAUCAAGGUGCCGGUGGUAACUGUAACGUGUUGAAGGAAUUAGUCGAACCGGGUUGUGCCGGUGCAGUGAUCUUUUCCAAAGCAUUUCAACUCGGUGAUCCAACCAUCUCCACACUGGAACUGUGGGGUGCAGAAUAUCAGGAGAAUAAUGCCGUCCUACUGGACGCAAACGAUCGUGACUUGCUGCAGCGCAUCUGCGAUCGCGAAAGAUGUCCGGUAUCGUUCGUCGGACAGGUCACGGGCACCGGGUAUGUGACACUGCUCGAGCAAGAGUUCGAUGGUAAUGGAGAAAAGUUUGCUGAUCGUACGAAAUGUACUCGGGAGCUAUCGCACGUACCGUUCGAUAUGCAUCUCGAUCACGUGCUAGGCAAGAUGCCGCAGAAAGAAUUUAAUCUACAUCACAUGGAGGAACGAUUAGACGAGUUCAAGCUGUCGCCCAACGUGAAGCUUGCCGAAGCGUUGAAUCUUGUCUUGUCUGCUGCGACUGUAGGAAGUAAACGGUACCUAACGAACAAGGUGGAUCGUUCGGUGACGGGACUGAUCGCUCAGCAGCAGUGCGUCGGUCCACUGCACACACCUUUGGCUGAUUUUGGGCUGGUAGCUGUGUCACACUUUGCGCGCGAGGGCAUUGCAACGUCGAUCGGUGCCCAACCGAUCAAGGGCUUGGUUGAUCCGGCAAAGGCUGCUCGAAUGACGGUUUCGGAAGCACUUUCAAAUCUAGUGUUUGUUGGUAUUAGUGAGCUGGCGGAUGUGAAGUGUUCGGGCAACUGGAUGUGGGCCGCAAAGGUCCCCGGUGAAGGCGCUAAGUUGGUCGAUGCAUGCGAAGCUAUGUGUGAACUGAUGGGCCAGCUGCAGAUUGCGAUCGACGGUGGAAAGGAUUCGCUCUCGAUGGCGGCACGUGUGAAUGGUGAAACGGUUGUCAGUCCAGGAACGCUCGUCGUAUCUACGUACGCGCCGUGUCCGGAUGUGACGGUAAAGGUGACGCCCGAUUUAAAGGCGGCCUCACUAGGAAUGGAUACAUCACUACUGUUUGUAGCGAUUGAAGGACUACGUUUCCGGCUUGGUGGAUCCGUAUUGGCACAGUGUUACGGCAAACUUGGAGGCGAAUGUCCCGAUGUGAGCAAUGCUCAGUGCAUGAAGAAUGCAUUUAACGUGACACAGGAACUGUUGCGCAAAGGGUUAUUGCUGUCCGGACACGAUUGUAGCGAUGGUGGGUUGAUUACAACGUUGCUCGAGAUGGCUUUCGCUGGAUUGACUUCGGUCGAGAUUAACCUGGAACAGCUGCUGUCUUCGAGUGAUGUGUCCAACAUGCAAGCAUCCGCCAUUCGGGUGCUGUUCGCGGAAGAAUGUGGCUGGGUGCUGGAAGUGAAGCAGCAACACGCUGCUGAGGUGCUGAGUACAUUCCAUAAGGCUUCCGUUCCCUGCUACACAGUAGGCCGUGGUGUUGCUGUGGCCGACCUUCAUUCAACCCAGUCCGUGACGGUUCGUGCCAGUGGCAAACUGGUGUUGCUGCAGGACAGUCUGUUUAAUCUAUUCAAUCGUUGGGAGUCGACUAGUUUCGAAAUUGAAAAGCUUCAGAAAGCAAAGGCAAGUGCGAUUGAAGAGUACACGGGCAUCGAGCGUCGAACGGGACCGCAUUACACGGCCAGCUUCAAUCCGGAUACGGUGUACGCUGAUCUGAAGCUGAGCGCAGCCGGACCAAGGGUCGCCUUGAUACGGGAGGAAGGAACCAACGGUGAUCGUGAGAUGGCGGCCGCCCUGUUCGGUGCCGGUUUCGAGGUGCAUGAUGUGGUAAUGAACGAUCUGCUGCAAGGUCGCACCACGCUCGAUCGCUACCGUGGAAUCGUAUUUCCUGGAGGGUUCAGUUACGCUGACACGCUUGGUUCGGCCAAGGGUUGGGCCGCAUGCAUUCAAUACAACGGCACGAUCGCUCCACAGUUCGAGCACUUCCGCCAGCGCAAGGAUACGUUCUCGCUAGGUGUUUGCAACGGUUGUCAGCUGAUGGGUCUGAUCGGUUGGGUCGAAACGGGACUGACCGCGGUAAGCGCAACUGAUAGCGUGCCCGAAAUUGUGCUGGUAGGCAAUCGAUCGGAAAAAUUCGAAAGCCGUUGGGUAACGGUACGCGUUCCGGCGAGUCGCUCGAUCAUGCUGCGCCGUUUGGCUGGGAGUGUGCUCGGAUGCUGGGUUGCGCAUGCUGAAGGACGCUUCUCCUUCCGUACCGAGGCCACACGUGAUCGUUUGCAGGUGAGCGAGUGUGUCGCAAUGCAGUACGUGGACGAUGCGGGCAAUCCGACCGAAACAUACCCGAUGAACCCGAACGGAAGUCAGCUGGGUAUUGCGGGUGUUUGUUCUCCCGAUGGGCGUCAUCUGGCAGUUAUGCCUCAUCCGGAGCGGUGCGUACAGAUGUGGCAGUGGCCGUACGUGACAAGCGACUUCCCGUACAAAAAUGCUUCACCAUGGAUGUCCAUGUUCCAGGAGGCUUACCUGUGGUGCCAACAGUGAGGAAAUACGCGAGCUAAUACCAUUCCAGACAAUC
Molecule: messenger RNA, 4148 nt
Organism: Anopheles maculipalpis
Lineage: Eukaryota; Metazoa; Arthropoda; Insecta; Diptera; Culicidae
Gene: Pfas
Product: phosphoribosylformylglycinamidine synthase
Exons: 5
Coding region: 50-4114 (1354 amino acids)
Biological process (GO): 'de novo' IMP biosynthetic process
Molecular function (GO): phosphoribosylformylglycinamidine synthase activity
Source: RefSeq, a predicted model, not a curated record